AUGCCGGCCGUCGACGAGUCUCCUUCCGAGCGGAAGCAUACGAGCAGCUCUUACAGAGAUGAACUGGCGCAUUAUAAAGCCCAGUAUGAAUCACUCGAAGCAGAGCUUGCGGACUUCCAGUCCUCCAGCCGGGAGCUGGAGGCCGAGCUGGAGAAGGACAUUGAGGCCUCGGAAAAACGCGAGCGGCAACUGAAGGAAAAGCUGGACACGAUGCGCUACGAGGUUGAUGAAUGGAAGACCAAAUACAAGCAGUCUAAGACUGAGGGAAAUACCGCGCAAAAUACCCUGCAGAAGGAGAUCACCACCCUGCGAGACGCGAAUCGUACCCUUCAGUUGAAACUGCGAGAUAUCGAAGUUGCCAACGAUGACUACGAGAGACAAGCACGGAACACUACCUCGUCCCUGGAGGACAUGGAGUCCAAAUACAACAUUGGCAUUGAGCGCGGAGUUCUGCUGGAAGAGGAAAUGAGAAGUGGAGAGCAAGAGCGGGAACAGCUUCGAAUCGAUAAUCAACGUUUGAGAGAUGAGCUGUCCGACCUGAAGAUCGAAGCCGAGAUUGUGCAAGAGAAGCUUCGUAACGCUGAAGGACAUGGUAACUUCCGUCGUCGCAAGCCCACACCCUUGUAUCACCGCAGCCCGUCAACUCCACAAAACCUGGAGAUUUUCGACCGCUCACCUCGCACUGCUACCUCUUCCCCCGUCUUUGCCACGCCUCCGGCUAAACCAUCUCUCGCCUCGGCGACAGCGACCCCGCCCUCGCCACCAAUCUCUGAAUCGUCGGUGAACUUCCGCAAGUCAAUCAACACGAACGGUGCGCCCAGUUUCCCUCGACAGAGGGCUGCUGGUACAGAGCCUGUCAACUCUCGAACUCUUCACGCCCGGUCACAGACACGAACUAGCAAUCAGCCACGCGCCGCCACCACUCACUCUCGAGCUCCUUCCCUCGCCUAUAGCAACAGUGGCUACAGCAAUGGCAAUGGUCGUUCCACUCCCUCCAUGUCGAUAUCGUCUCGCAACAGCAUGACGAGGCCUAACCCUUCACGGGCCCCGGCGGGGCUCCCAAAGUCUGGGUCCUUGUACCAGAUCCGAGGGCUGAUUGGCAAAAUGCAAAAGCUCGAAGAGCGCGUGCAAUCGGCCAAAUCCCGUCUACCCGCACCAUCGGACACGUCUUCUCUUGGCUCGCCUCGCUCCGGGUCUGUGACCGGCGACAGUCCAGUGGCCUCGUCAAUCACCGUCCGCAGGAAUUCUCGCAAACGACUGAGCAACAGCAGUCUUGGAUCCUCAGCCCGAGACAGUGAAAGUACUCCCUCUUACCCACCACAAGGUCGUCAGUCAUUUGGACGCACCGGCGAGAGUCGCCCGAGCAGCCGAACCAGCUACUCCAGCCGCAGCUCUUUUAGCCAAAGCGUCCACUCCGGUGUCCCCGUCAAUGGCAGGCCCGAAAGUCGAUCCAGUCGGCCCGGUGCCAAGACCCCGCUCGGCCACUACUCGACCAACCCCAUGACCGAAAGCCGUCGGCCGCGGUCGUCUCUCAGCAACCACGGCGGUCAGCUCCCAAAUAUUGCUGGAAUGUGCCUUAUCGACGAGGACCACGACCAAGAAGUCUCCACCCCCACCACCACCCGAGCCUCCGAAGAGGUUCGACGACCCUCUGUGACGGCGACCCCCACCCCCGGAAUCAAGAAGCGCACCACCAGCGGCAUUCCGGCACCCCGUAGCUUCAAGACCAGCAUCGGACCCGGUACCAUGCCACCUCCCUAUCGGAAGCCCCAGACCAACGAUCUGGGCGAGACGUUUUGA
Molecule: messenger RNA, 1800 nt
Organism: Penicillium salamii
Lineage: Eukaryota; Fungi; Ascomycota; Eurotiomycetes; Eurotiales; Aspergillaceae
Source: the annotation of a GenBank genome assembly